UGUUAGUCAGUGCUGGGGUACUGCCAGCACAGCAUUACUUCUAACAACUAUAAAGCAUUUUCACUUCACUGUUAGUGGAACAUAAUGAAGACUGCUGUUGCAUUUGUUUUCUUGAAUAUUGGAUUAAUACUAUGUAUUGAGGCUUCUGUGGAAUACAGCAAUACCAGCAGAUUCACAAAUUCCAGAAAUCAAAAUGAAAAUGGAGCCUGUGCCAUCAAGCUGAAGCGCACAGAGUGUGAUGAAGAUGAAGUCUGUAGUUAUAAGGUCAACCUUCCACCUCUCACCGUUCAGCUUCCCAAAGAGUCAAAACUCCUCAAACAGACCAUCAAACAAGUGAAAAGUCUAACAGCAACAGUCAAUAAGAUGAAGAAUAGGUGGCUGGAAGCAAAACAGAAAAAGCCUAUUAGUCAUAAGCAAGCUACUGGAAAUAUAGAAGAUGGAAGGAAGGAUACCAAGAGAAUAGCAUUGUUGGAGGAAAAAAUUACUAAGCUAACAGGUUUAUUACAGAAAGCCAGAAAUCAAAUCAAUGUGCUUCAGGGUCGUUUAGAAAAGAUAAGUAUUCUGAAUAUGGACAAUGUUUUGCACUAUAUUGACAAUGAGCUUUCAAAAAUUAACUACACAGUGAAUACAUUGAACAACAAGUGUUCUACAACUUGUGAAGCUCAAGGUCAACAAGCCACAAAAUAUCCUCAAGAUUGCUCAGAUUAUUAUUACAACUUAAAAGAACGGAAAAGCGGUAUCUAUGUAAUUGGUGAAAGCUUGAAUGAAAAGUUUUCAGUUUAUUGUGAUAUGGAAACUGAGAAUGGAGGUUGGACAGUGGUGCAGAAUCGUAAAGACGGUAGUGUUGAUUUUAAUCGCACUUGGGCUGAAUACAAAAAUGGUUUUGGGAAUCUCUCGACAGAAUUUUGGCUGGGAAAUGACAAAAUACAUUUUUUGACAAAAUCCAAGGAAAUGGUUUUAAGAAUUGAAUUGGAAGACUGGAACAGCAUUAAAGAAUAUGCCUCUUAUGAUCAAUUCUUCGUUGCAGAUGAAGAUCAUUAUUAUCGCUUGACUGUUAAGAAUUUCUCAGGCACAGCUGGUGAUGCACUGCAUAAUGGCAAGAAUUACAACCAUGAUCAAAAAUAUUUCACCACCAAAGAUAAAGAUAAUGAUAAUUAUUCCUUAGGUAACUGUGGGGCAUAUUAUAGCUCUGGCUGGUGGUUUGAUGCUUGCAUGUCAGCCAAUCUCAAUGGCAAAUAUUAUAAAAAGCUCUACAGAGGCAUACGAAAUGGUAUUUAUUGGGGCACUUGGUACAAUGCAGCAGAUGAAAUUCUGAAUGGCUAUCGUCAUUCUUUUAAGUCAGUAAGAAUGCUCAUUCGGCCUAAGGCAUUUCGGCCAUAGGUAUGUGGUAACAAUAAAAAAUGCCAAAAUAUUUUAACAAUGUUAUUGGAGAGCUUUCGCUACACAAUCAUUUUAAAAGCUGUAUUCUACAGUAUAACCUGCAAUAUUAGUAACACCCAGCUCUAUUCUCUAUCAUUUCUGACAACCACUAGACUAUUUCUAUAAUGACAGAAUGCCUCUCCAAAAUUAAAUCAGAUGCAUGUCAAAGCUUAUUCCAGCCAAGCACCAGGAAGAUUAAGUCAUCAUUUCCUAUCUCACUUUAUUCCUUUAACACCAACUUCAACUGUAUUCUCAAUUAUUUAAUCGGGGUGAUUCAAAUUGUUCACACAUCGAUGUCUUGUUCGAUCUAGAGCUUCAAAUUCAUUUUUGAAGAAAGGCAAUUUACCUGAAACAUAAACGUUGUUUCUCUCUCCACAGAUGCUGCAAGAUCUGCUGAGUAUUUCUCAUCAUUUUCUGUUGUAUUCUUGCAUUUGUAGCGCUUUCUUUUGCUUCAAACUCCAUGUCCUUUCCAUCGGCAAUACUGCUUAUUGCCACAGCUUAUUUCAAGUACUACUGUCACCACCUAUACAUGUCUCACAGCUCUUGAGUUCAGUGAUUCCUAACUAGUUUUCAAUUCUCUAAUUUACAUUAAGAACAGCUUGUCAAAAUAUCACCCAUUCGCAUUCUUUUUCACACUAUAUCCCAAUCACCUAUCACACUGUCCUUGUUGAUUUAUGUUGAUCUACCUUCCAAUAUAUUGAAUGUUAAUUCCUGGUACUCAUUUUCAGAUUCAUCCAAGAUCUUGCUUCACCCUACCUUUGCCUCAUCGCCUCUCCUAUAAUUAUCAGUUUUCUGACUGGCAUCCUGUGGCUUCUUCUGUCACUUUUCUCUGAAAUUGAUCGCACGUCCUUCAGUUAUCUUGAAAGUACUCUUUGAACCUUAUUUUUCUCCGUGUUUCUGGUAAAAUCAUCUCAAAACCAAUCUAUUUAACCAAAGUUUCAACAAUCUCUCUAUGGUUCAACAUCGAAUUUUGUAUAACUUUGAAAACAUGAAAUGAAAUAUAAAUGUAUCUUCUCGUCAAUAGAAAAGAGAACAUGUUAAAGAAAUAUGUGUACAUGUGGGUGUAAAAUAUUUGUACUGGUCAUUAAUGAGUAUAAUUAAGGUCAACAAGCACUGGCAACAUGCCAGAUGUUGAAAUCCAAAGGCAUGUCUCUCAGGCCUCACAGUUGGGGUGCAGGCUGCCUCCAACUCUGACUCUUUGUCCAUAAAAGGGUGUAAAUUAAUUUUACUCCCUCAUUUUUUAAGGAGUUGGAUGGAAAUAAUAAUAAGAUAUCUAUUUUUUAUUCAUUUUUUAAAGAAUUUCAGGUAUAUGAUUAAAUAGACUUUUCAAUGAAGAAUUAAUCUAAAAGAAAUUUAGCAGGAAUUAACUUCAGGAGACACCUUGUCAUCCUAAUGAAUCAUUUCAUAACUUUAAUGGUAUUCUCAUUAUAGCAGAUAAUAGAAAUUUAACUGUGCUAUGCUAAUAAAUACUCAAAAUGAUUAUUUUAGCUUUAAUUAGAUUUUUACUGAAUAUCUUGAUUUUGGAAAUGGUCGUCCACUGUUAACAUAUUAAUUUGCAUAUUUACUCAGCAAUUUAAUGUUAAGGACAGAGACAAUGAAAGAAUUAAAAUAACUGUAUUGUGCUACACUGUCUUUGAAAGAUAUAUUAAAAAGCUGAACUUGUUUAAGCUAUUCUCAUUAUAUAAUGCAUUUACCAUAAGCAGUGAGGCCUGUUACAAGCUCUGUAAAACUGUACAAUACAAAUAUAUCUAUAAUAAAGCAAGC
Messenger RNA from Hemiscyllium ocellatum (epaulette shark), 3183 nucleotides. It is a transcript of the gene fgl2a, whose product is annotated as fibrinogen-like 2a. Bases 85 to 1380 code for a protein of 431 amino acids. The record is from RefSeq and is a predicted model, not a curated record. The transcript is spliced from 2 exons. Lineage: Eukaryota; Metazoa; Chordata; Chondrichthyes; Orectolobiformes; Hemiscylliidae.